GUCCACGCGGUCCUCCGUCCGGAACAAAGCUCCCGGGACGCCCCGUCCCAAGUGCGGAGGGAGCCAUCAUCACCUGGGUUCAGACACCCUCACGGUCAUGUCCUUCCUGCCGAUGUCUGCUCUGUCCUCCCGGAGGAGCGCACAGGGGGCAGAGACCAGGCUCUGUCACCAGGAAGGACGGUGGGGCUGGGCGCCCGGAAGGAACAGAAGCGACCCGAGCCACUUCCCGGUUCCCGCCCCCCAGCCUUGCUCGGAGCCUCUCUUCUGCUUCAACGGCUGCACCCCUGGCAGGGGGCCGCGGAGGUCACCUGGUGCCCUGGUCAAGCCCCGCUCAGCGCGGGGGCGCCUGUUUGAGCGCUCCCGGCCUGGGCGGCCCCCGGGACCUUCCUGCCUGUCGUGUCCAAGCCUUUCAUCCCUCGGGGCCGAGGUCUCGGGGCCCCGGUCCCCCCGCGUCCCUCGGGGCUGA
Molecule: messenger RNA, 466 nt
Organism: Rangifer tarandus platyrhynchus (Svalbard reindeer)
Lineage: Eukaryota; Metazoa; Chordata; Mammalia; Artiodactyla; Cervidae
Source: the annotation of a GenBank genome assembly